CACACACACACACACACACACACACACACACACACACACACACAUGCAGCCAGAGAGACAGGAUGAGUCUCAGACCUAGACCACCUCUCACAUGAUAGCAUGGCAAUGUGGCUGAAAGAAGUGACUCUGCUCUUCCUGACAGCAGCAAUGAUGCUGGUGACGGGUCAGGAACCUGUGAUUUUGGAUCAAACCCAGAGAAGUGUUUCUCUGUCCUCCGGUUCCUCCCGGACUCUGAUCUGCGGUUUGAAUACAACAGAACACGACAGGUACCGCGUGCACUUCUACUUUUACUCCUCUGGGUCAUCCUUCAGUGACAUCAACAGAAAGAACCUGUCUCAGAAGCUGUUUAUUAGACCUUCGUCUACCUCCAAGGUGGAGCAGGGCCUGGAGAACAAAGGGCUGUUCACUGAAGACGCUGUGUUGAAAUACACUUUAUUGAAUGUCACAGAGGCAAACAGUGGAUGGUACUUUUGUACAGUCAGAGGAGAGAUCCCCUAUGACGAGAGCAAAAGCAGCAACGGCACACAAAUCCUUAUUGCGACAGUGAAGAGCAAGGAACACACAACGUACCCGUCACUGCCCAUAUUUACGGUUAAACAAGCUACUGAGCGUCCUCCAGACUGGCGGGUCGACUGGUGGCUGUGGAUACUGUUGGGGGUGUCUGCUGUCGUCCUGAUUGUCCUGCUGCUCGUAUGCAUCUUGUUGAGAAGAAGAUGCCGCAGACACAGAGAAGCUGAUCCCAUCUAUGCAAACACUCGUCCUGUGGCCAACAAGCAGCCUUCCCCUCGGCCGGGGAUGCCCGAGGAAACCCUGAAAAAGACUUCUUCCUCUCAAAACCUCCGGAACCCGAAUCACACCCGCAGACACGACGGUGGCAAACGGAGAUACAGAUAGUGACGAGGUGUUUGACGUCACCAGUCACCGACUCCGCUCCACGUCGUCUCCGCUAAAUGACUCAUCUUAUUAAACUGAUUUUCAUUUGUUGUGUUGCACAUUUUAUAUAAUGUUUGUUUGUAGGGAGAGGUUCAGGCCGUGUCCGUGUGUGUGUGCUGUGUUUUGUUUCGUUUUCUCAGGUGUUUCCCUUAACGGCCACUAGAUGGCAGUAGAUGGAUAAUAUAUUUUUUCUUGCAUGAAUGUAUUUCUAAAGUCUUUGUGUUGCCAACAGGAGUGUUUGUGAGAAAGAAAUCGGAACGUGAACAUUUCUAGAACUUUGAAUUUUGACUUGAUUUAAUGAAAUGUUCAGUACAAAGUGUGAUUUUAUGUUAAGAGUUUAAAUUAAAUGUUCGGAUGUUG
Messenger RNA from Labrus mixtus (cuckoo wrasse), 1293 nucleotides. RefSeq lists its product as uncharacterized. NCBI's taxonomy places the organism in Eukaryota, Metazoa, Chordata, Actinopteri, Labriformes, Labridae. The coding region runs from base 100 to 894 and encodes 264 amino acids. The record is from RefSeq and is a predicted model, not a curated record. The transcript has 5 exons.